AAUAAUGAAUAUAAAGUUUGUUUACUAACAAAGGACUCAUAAGAUUUCCUCGAAAUAUCAAACAUUAGCGGAAGUAAGAACUGCCAUAUCAAACAUCUAUCCAAAUGAACUUUCCGAAGGGUUCUCCCUAUAUGUAACCUUGGAUUAAAGUAAACUCUUUAAAUUCAGAAUAGCCCAAUCUCCCUAUGAAAUUCAGGAUGAAUAGUUCUUCAAAAGGAUUAAGGACUUAUAUGGAUACCUAGGAUGGCAAUCAAUUAAGUUUCUCGUCAAAGAUGCAAAUUGCCCCAAUUUGACUCAAGAUGAGAUCAACACACUCAAUCAAAGUGUAGUGGUAAAAUCGAAUGUGUAAUUGAAAUAAUUUGAUGAUAUCUUAUUGACGAAGAAGGUUGCAGAUAAGUCCCAACCUUAAAAAUAGGAGAUUAAAGAAAGUAAUCCCUCACAUAAACCUUAAUAAACUAAAGAGGUAGAUGGAUUUACACAGGAGUAAAAGAUAUUUAAUAAUCAUCAGGGUGAUUUAGCAGAUAAAUAUGUUAUCAUUACAAGACGUAGAUUGCAAUAGCGAGGAAUUCAAAAAAUUUGUUUUCGAACUAAUUGAUGAGCGAUUAGUGUUUCAUGGAAUCCUUUAAAAUAAUUAAUAGCAAUAACUUAAGGAGGAAUAGCCAAUAAAUCCUAUAUAUAAAAUGCAGGUUUUGUAAAAAUAGAAUAAUCAAAUUCAUAUGGAGAUAGGGAAACCUUAUAAAUGGGAAAUACAGUUGAAAAAUGAUGGCAAUGUUGUUUGGAAAAAAGGAUUAGUAAAGUUAAUUGGCAUAGCUGGAACAUUUAAAGAUAUAAAAAUAGAAGUAUAUAUGUAAAUCAUGAACUUUUAGUUAUAAAACGAUGUUAAACCCUAGGAUACAGGAUUGUUUUCAUGUGUGUUGAAUCCACCAAACUAAAAGGUCAAUAAUGCCAUCAAUGAAUUUAAAGUAAUUGAAAACAAAGAUAUAUUAUAGUUGGCCCAUUUUUCAAGUAACAAACCAGAAUUUUUUGGCCAAAAGGUGUGUUUCUGUUUGUUUGUGAAUAAUUAGAUUGAGAAAAUUGAUAGACCAUCAACAAUAACCUAAAAAGAUGCUCAAUUUGAUAGUAAGAUAUAAUAUAAAAUUUAAGCUACCAUAAAGGAUUAACAACUAAAAACGAUUUAGACUUUAGUAUCUAUCCUGAGUAUCUCUUAUUCUGAUGCGUAACACUUUGUACAAUAAAACUAAAACCUAGAUGUACAAUAACUAAUUAAUGCCUACUUGGCAAAAAAGAAUUGAUUUAUUAGUUUAUAUAAGCUAA
This is a messenger RNA of Paramecium octaurelia, 1314 nucleotides long. The record is from the annotation of a GenBank genome assembly. Lineage: Eukaryota; Ciliophora; Oligohymenophorea; Peniculida; Parameciidae.